Messenger RNA from Solanum verrucosum, 511 nucleotides. RefSeq lists its product as uncharacterized. Bases 15 to 473 code for a protein of 152 amino acids. Lineage: Eukaryota; Viridiplantae; Streptophyta; Magnoliopsida; Solanales; Solanaceae. The record is from RefSeq and is a predicted model, not a curated record. The transcript has a single exon.
UAACAGGAAAAAAAAUGGAAGAUACAACAUGGAAACAAAGAAUCCAAGCAUUAACACACAUCAUACUUAAUCCCACAACUAAACCAUCUUUUGAAUCCCAAAUCUUCAUUUCUAACCAAAUCCCCUGUUACCUCAAUUGGGACUAUCCCCCAAUUCUGUGCACCAAAAUCACCUCCCCUUCAGUAUAUCUGAAAUGGGCUUUCUCAUUUUACCUGAAAUGGAUUUCAAGAUUUGGUGCACCUGAAACUUCUUGGAGGUCCAAAUGCCCAUAUCAACAACCCCCUCCAUUGAUACUGGCGAAGGGAGUGGAGGAAGCUAAAUGGGGAGAUGAAGAAAGGAGACAGUUUGUGAGGAAAAGGUUUAAAAGCAGAAUCUUUAGCAAGGAAGGGAACAUUUUUGUUCUAGCUAUUUUACCUAAUAUCUUGGCACUCUUAUUUAUCUUUCGUAACCCUUAUCUCAAUAUCAUGAAGUAGAUUCUUGAAUAACAAUAUACUCCAUUUACGCAACCUUA